Geosmithia morbida is the source of this 1914-nucleotide messenger RNA. RefSeq names its product ABC-type branched-chain amino acid transport system, ATPase component. The annotation marks the transcript as partial. Lineage: Eukaryota; Fungi; Ascomycota; Sordariomycetes; Hypocreales; Bionectriaceae. Gene Ontology annotation, cellular component: membrane. Gene Ontology annotation, molecular function: ATP hydrolysis activity; ATP binding; ABC-type transporter activity. The record is from RefSeq and is a predicted model, not a curated record. The transcript is spliced from 3 exons.
GACGAGGAUAAGGACCUGGAGCUGCAGCCAGUGCCCACAGCACACCUCGUCAACAAUGCCAUCGACACCUUCUCGUGGCGCGACAUGCGCGUCGUCGUCAAGGACCGCGAGACCGGUCAGCCCAUCGACAUCCUGGCCGAGGCCUCGGGUCUGGUCCGCGCCGGGGAGAUGCUGGCCAUCAUGGGCCCCAGCGGCUCCGGAAAGACGACCCUCCUCAACACCCUGUCGCGGAGGACGGCAGCUGCCGGCGCCACCACCACGGGCCAGGUCAUGGCCAACGACAGCGAGGCUACCCCUGCCCUUGUCAGGACCCUGACAUCCUACGUAGAGCAGGAGGAUGCGCUCAUCGGUAGCAUCACUGUUCGUGAGACGGUCAUUUUCGCCGCUAGGUUGGCAUUUCCGAGCAACGUUACGCGCAAGGAUGCCCUUGCCCGAGUCGACGAGCUCAUCUCCAGCUUCGGACUCCAGUCCCAGGCCCAUACCAUUGUGGGUACGCCGCUGAGGAAGGGCCUUAGCGGAGGCCAGAAGAAGCGUCUGGGCAUAUGCAGCCGUCUGGUGACGAAUCCAAAGGUCCUCUUCCUCGACGAGCCCACCAGCGGCUUGGACUCGGCCCUGAGCUCCGAGGUGAUGCGCUACAUAAAGGAAGUCGGCAUGCGGAACCGGCUCGUCGUCGUCGCCUCGAUCCAUCAGCCCUCCACGACGACGUAUCAGCUCUUUGACAAGCUGGCGCUCAUGUCCCGCGGGAGGACAUGCUACUUUGGCAGCGUGCGCGACGCGCCCUCGUACUUUGGCGGAGCCGGACACCCGCUCCCCCCGGCCAUCAACCCGGCCGAGUUCCUCCUCGACCUUAUCAACACGGACCUGGACCGGGACGGCAGCGUGGUGGCCCGCACGGACGACCUGGUAGGCAGGUGGUCCCAGUCCGCCGAGCGACGCGCCCUGAGCGCAUCCAUCUCCGAGGCCACCACCACCACCACCACCACCACCUCGGCCCUCGCGCUACCGGGUGAACGGACGGACCUGUCGCGCACGUCUCUCCCCGGACCGAGCGCGUGGAUGGUCCCGGUGACGCUGAUGCACCGGUCCCUGCUCAAGGCGUACCGCGACGUGUUCGUGUACGGCAUCCGCGUGGCAAUGUACCUCGGGCUGGCCGUCCUGAUGGGCACCGUGUUCCUGCGCUUUGGGUCGGACCAGAGGUACGUGCAGCCGCUGACCAAUUCCAUCUUCUUCGGGGGCGCCUUCAUGUCCUUCAUGUCGGUGGCGUACGUGCCCGCGCUGCUGGAGGACCUGCACACCUUUAAGCGUGAGAGGGCCGACGGGCUGGCAGGACCGCUCUCCUUCGUCGCGUCCAGCUUCGCCGUCGGCCUGCCCUUCCUGUUCGCCAUCUCCGUGCUCUUCUCCGUCGUGACCUACUGGCUCACCGGGUUCCGCGCCGACGGCGCCGCCUUCAUGACCUACCUCCUCUGGCUCUUCCUCGACCUCGUCGCCGCUGAGUCGCUCGUCCUGCUCGUCUCCAGCCUGGCCCCCACCUUCGUCGUCGCCCUCGCCGUCACCGCCUUCGCCAACGGCCUCUGGAUGGUCGUCGACGGCUUCCUCGUCCCCAUGACCAUCCUCAACCCCUUCUGGAAGUACGUCUUCCACUACAUCGACUAUCAGGCCUACGUCUUCCAGGGAAUGAUGGUCAACGAGUUCGACCAUCGCACCUUCGACUGUGCCGCCGUCCCGGGCCAGCCUGACUCCUACCGGUGCAUGUACUCCAGCGACCUCAACUCCCAAGGACAGUUCCGCGGCACCGACGUCCUCCGCUCCCUCGGCAUCGACACCGGUCUCCAGGGUACUUGGCUGGGCAUCAUGGUCGGUAUCAUUGCCGGUUACAGGCUCCUCGGCUACCUCGCUUUGCGAUUUAUCAGAUAG